Messenger RNA from Staurois parvus, 305 nucleotides. The record is from the annotation of a GenBank genome assembly. NCBI's taxonomy places the organism in Eukaryota, Metazoa, Chordata, Amphibia, Anura, Ranidae.
UUAACCGUUUCAAGUCCGGACACUUUCACCCCCUUCCUGUCCAGGCUAAUUUUCAACUUUCAGUGCUAUCACACUUUGAAUGACAAUUGCGCGGUCAUGCAACACUGUACCCAUAUGAAUUUUUUAGCAUUUUUUUUUAGACAGAUAAAACUUUAUUUUGGUAUUUUGAAAAAAGUGUUUUUCUUAUAAAAUUUUGCAAAUAAAUAAUCUUUCAUAAAUCUUGGCCAAAAUGUAUUCAGCUAACUUUUAAGUAAAAAAACCAAAAAUGAACCCAAAUUAGUUUAUAACCGUAAUUUUUUUUUACA